Messenger RNA from Strongyloides ratti, 654 nucleotides. RefSeq lists its product as hypothetical. The coding region runs from base 1 to 654 and encodes 217 amino acids. The transcript is spliced from 2 exons. The record is from RefSeq and is a predicted model, not a curated record. NCBI's taxonomy places the organism in Eukaryota, Metazoa, Nematoda, Chromadorea, Rhabditida, Strongyloididae.
AUGAUUACUAGACGUCAAAGAAAAAGUAGAUCUGUUGGACCUGGUCUAAAAUUUAAUCGUUUAGUACCAAAAAAACAAUCAUUGGAUAACAUUAAUACUGGAAAAUAUCGAAAACGAGUUGCCUUAAGUAAGAAAAAUUGUACAGAGGAUUUGCAAAGAAUUGCGGGAUGUUUUGAAGAAAUGAUAGAUGUUUUCAACAAUGAAGUUAUUAUUAAUGAAGGAAAUCAACUUGAGCCUGAAAAUAUCCAAAUUCCAGAUGAUAAAUUAAAACUUAUUAAUGAUUUUGAAGCAAGAAUUUUAAUGGAUUCUAUAAAUUGUAAACUUAGUCAAGAGAUACAAGGUUUAAAAGAAUUAGAAAAAAUGAUUAAUGGUGGAAAAGAAAUUCUUAAUCUUGAUAGACGAAUCAAUGAUGCAUUAGAGUUUGAAAAGUCAUAUAACCAGAAAUUAAAAGAUUUAACUAUUCGUGAAGCACAAACUAAAAACGAAAUAGAUCGUUUGACGGAACAUUAUGAUACCAUUAUGAAAUUUACUGAAGAAUCCGUUACUCCAGUAUUAAAUAAAAUUAGUCACCGUGAAGAUCUUCUCUCUAAAGCUAGUGAGAAAAUAAAAGAAAUUGAAGAUGCUAUAAAUCAAUUGACAAUGUCAACUAUUUAG